ACUGCGGCUCUAACUCGUAACCCGUCUCCGCAUCAACUCAACGCAAGGACCGGGUAGUUGCGUAAGGUGUACAGUGGUAACUUAAUUCUUUGGACGAAAACAAUUAACAGCGUGAUGAAUACGAACUACCCGUUAAAGUACGGUAUUCUGAUUGCCUGGACUAACAGACCAAGUGUCUGGAAUUCGCUCCGUUGUCAACAUGCUAGAUUACUUUCAGUUAGGAGCUGCCAGAGGAUGCCAUUGUUCAAGUCAAACAGCAUAAAAUAUACAUCUUUCAACUGCCAAGCAUCUCGAAGACGAUGGGUGUCAUCGGAAGCCGGCAAAGCACAAACUGUCGCAGCAUCAGUAGGGCAGUUGGAACAGACAAGUGCAGAGACCGUCAUCCCUGCAGUCCCACCAGCACCAACAGUAGUGCCUGUCGAAAGCUUUGUAGAAUCCCUGGGAGACGACACGGUGGUGCCUACACUACAGUCCGUUGGGUUGGGAGGGUGGUCACCGUCAGGCAUGGUACAGCAGCUGCUUGACCUGCUGCACACAAGUACUGGAUUGCCUUGGUGGGCCACCAUAGCUGUCAGCACACUGUUCGUCAAAGUGCUCCUUCUGCCUUUGAUCAUCAAAGGCCAGAAAAACUCCAUUCAUAUGAACAACAACCUUCCCCAGAUGCAGCAUUUACAAGCCAAAAUGACUGAGGCUAGAAACACGGGCAACCAACUUGAAGCUGCCCGUCUUGCUAAUGAAUUGAUGAUGUUUAUGAAAGAGAAAAAUGUAAACCCCUUGAAGAGCAUGAUCAUACCAUUGGCUCAGGCUCCAGUGUUCAUCAGCUUCUUCUUUGCUUUGCGGGGAAUGGCCAACUUGCCCAUGGAAAGCUUCAAGACUGGUGGCCUUCUGUGGUUUACGGACCUUACUGUGCCAGAUCCCUUAUACAUCCUGCCAUUAAUCACCAGUGUUUCAUUGUUCUGCACUCUUGAGCUUGGUGCAGAAAGUGGUGUCCGAGCUGACAAUCUGCAAUGGACAAGAUAUGUUUUCCGGUGUCUGCCAGUGGCUAUUUUCCCCAUCACCAUGAAUUUCCCAUCGGCUCUGUUGUGCUACUGGGUCACAAGCAACGUGUUCACCCUGUGUCAAGUGGGUGUGCUCCGCAUUGAAGCAGUGCGGAAGCGCUUAGACAUACCAGCACUGAUCAAGCACCCGAAGAGUGAAUUAAAACUUUCGAAAAAGGGAUUCGUGGAAGGUGUCAGAGAAUCCUUCACAAACACCCGCAUCGCCCGUGAGAUUGAAGAAAGGGCUAAGGCAGACGAGGUACGAUUCAAGAAAGCUGGGAUAGGUCCAGUGGUGAAGACUUAUACAUAUGAUCCUACCAAGCAGGCUUUUGCCAAAGGAGCUGGUUCAAGUCAGAAAAUCAAUGGUUAAGGUUUCUUAGAACAGCAGGACUCCAAGGUGCCCUUUUUAGUCUCAUUGAAUAUUUCAGCAGUAGCUGCUUGUAAAUAAACUAAAUAUAUAAACCU
Molecule: messenger RNA, 1502 nt
Organism: Rhipicephalus sanguineus (brown dog tick)
Lineage: Eukaryota; Metazoa; Arthropoda; Arachnida; Ixodida; Ixodidae
Gene: OXA1L
Product: mitochondrial inner membrane protein OXA1L
Exons: 9
Coding region: 115-1407 (430 amino acids)
Biological process (GO): protein insertion into mitochondrial inner membrane from matrix; mitochondrial respiratory chain complex IV assembly
Cellular component (GO): mitochondrial inner membrane
Molecular function (GO): membrane insertase activity
Source: RefSeq, a predicted model, not a curated record